Rhizophagus irregularis DAOM 181602=DAOM 197198 is the source of this 540-nucleotide messenger RNA. RefSeq lists its product as uncharacterized. NCBI's taxonomy places the organism in Eukaryota, Fungi, Glomeromycota, Glomeromycetes, Glomerales, Glomeraceae. The record is from RefSeq and is a predicted model, not a curated record.
AUGAAAUAUAUCGUGGUUAUUAUUGUAUUAUUUCUUAUAUUUCACAAAACCUUUGCUUGGGAAUAUAAAGGAGAUUGUACAGAUAUUGACAUCACGUACAUAGAAUUUACACAAAAAAAUCAGGUCACAGUAACCGUACAUGGUCCGUCAAAAUAUGAAAAUCCUGAACAUGCACCUUGUUGUUUGCAACAAGGGCCAAUGAUCAUUGGCGAUUAUAAAUUUUAUAACCCUGCCUCAACUAACCCAACUGACCUGAUUUCUACUGUUUGGGAUGGCCGUCAAUGGGUAAAUGGGUACUCUGAGGAUAAAUCCGCAAAUAUAUAUGAUUGUUUAAGUGGGAGUUUUGAUUGUAAUACACUUUAUGAAGGAGAAGUUGAUUACACACGUUCUGACAAUUUUGAUUCCUCAAAAUUUCCCCCUCCGACUGGUUUAGUCUUAUUGCAAAUGAAAGUAUAUGCUUAUUGUCACUAUGAAAGGCGUACGACUUGCGAGAGGGGUUGCAUACUAACCAGUUACGUAAUAUAUAAUCCACCAAACUAG